AUGUCUGGACUUGCUUCUGACGAAGUGGCCGAGGACUACAAGAACUCCUUGGAAGAUCUCACCACCAAUGACCGCUUCCAAAUCAGCAAUCUGACGGUCAUUGCGAAGGAAAAUACAGAACAUGCGAUGGCCAUCUCUCGCGUGUUGGAGAAUCAUAUCCGAACAACACCACCAACGCAGAAGUUGCCUGCUCUAUAUGUAGUCGACUCAAUUGUCAAGAAUGUAGGGACACCCUACACUCUAUUCCUGGGCCGCAACAUGUACCAGACGUUCAUGAAUGCCUACACCUUGGUCGACUCGCAAACUCGCCGCAAGCUGGACGAAAUGCUCAAGACGUGGAAAGAGCCGGUUCCGGGCUCGUUGGAUACAAGACCGGUCUUCCCUCCGGAGAUUACGCGCGGCAUUGAGAGUGCCCUGAUCAAAGCGAGAACAGCCGCUCUUCAGCAACAGCAGGCCAGGAGUCAGCAGGAGAUUCGAACCCGGAGCCGAGUUGCGACUCCUCCCGGCUGGACUAACAGCCCGACAAUGCUCCAGAACGCUCGUCAAUACCCUCCGAAUGGACAAGCCCCAAGCUACCAGUCUACGGAAAACUCAUACCCUUUACGAUUCACUCCGACUCCUCAGCAAUCCCAGGAGGUCGAUUUAGCAGCGUUGAAUCGAGACAUUGAGUCUUUAAUCACAGCAGCUCGGAGCGAAUUUACCAACAAUCCCCUCGAUCCUUCCGUGCAGCAACGACUGAAAGCUCUGCUAGAUUUACAGGGUAUCCUGCAGCGCCAGGAACUGACGCAAGAGCAGUUGAGACUAGUUCGGAACCAAGUCUCUGCCCUGGGCCCGAAGCCGGUAUUACCGACUGCACAGGCCGUUUCUCCCAUCCCGGCAGUUUCAACACCGUCUAUGGCAGCCACGCCGGCUCAACCCGUUUCACAACCUCUUCAGCAACUUCUGAAUCCAGGGACAUUGGCGGGACUCAUUAAAGCAACGGCAGCACGCCAGCAGCCCACUCCCCCACCUCAGGCUGCGAACAUCCUACCUCAGAUGCCAACAGGGAAUAGUACUCCGCUGCCCGUUACCGCAUCGACGCCUGAAAAUCCUCUUAUUGCGGCGCUGAGGGCACGAGGUCUUUUGCCAGGUGCUGCUGUUCCUCCUUCAACCGCCCCGACACCGAAUAUGGCCCCUGCAUUUCCAUUCAUUGUUCCUGGCCAGGUGCGAUAUACGCCUCCUGUACAAGCUCCACAGGCCAUGGGCGCCUCAGAAAGUUUUAUGGACGUACAGAUGAAUACUGCAUCUAUCAAGAUACCACGACCUGGUCUGAUUGCUAGUCUCUAUGAAGCAAAAUCGAAUCGGUGUGGGACAUGCGGCCGUCGCUUUUUUGCAACGGAAGAAGGAAAAGAAAAGAAGGCGCGCCAUCUGGAUUGGCAUUUUAAGACAAACCAACGAAUGGCAGAAGCUGCCAAGCGAGCUCAAAACCGCAGUUGGUAUGUCGAUGAACGGGAUUGGAUCAAAUCCCGAGAGGUUGGAGACGAUCAGAAUCUCGCCGAUGCAGAAGCUCCCGGUGAUAGUGCAGCCGGUGCGGAUGGCAGUUCAGCAAAAAGAGGACCCCCGAAACAGUGGAUCCACGCCCCGAACGAUGCAACCUUGCGCAAUACACCAUGCCCCAUCUGCCAGGAAAAGUUCGAGUCGACGUGGUCCGAAGAAGUCCAGGAUUGGAUUUGGCAAGAUGCCGUCAAGGUUGGGAAUCGUGUCUAUCACGCCAGUUGCUAUUCUGAAGUUACCAAAGAUGGACCGGGCCCUGCUGGUGGAAACACGCCUAUAGGGCGUACUGGCACUCCGGAUUCUGUGCUAGGCAAGCGGAAGGCAGAGGUAAGAUUAUUUAGGGAGGUCUUCGAGUUCGGUUUGGCUAACCAUACAUCGCAGGGCACUGACUCUCCUGGGCAUCAUGUUCGAGUCAAAAUGGAACCCGUUUGA
This is a messenger RNA of Aspergillus chevalieri, 1965 nucleotides long. RefSeq names its product putative mRNA cleavage factor complex component Pcf11. The coding region runs from base 1 to 1965 and encodes 654 amino acids. Gene Ontology annotation, molecular function: RNA polymerase II complex binding; mRNA binding. Gene Ontology annotation, biological process: termination of RNA polymerase II transcription. The record is from RefSeq and is a predicted model, not a curated record. Gene Ontology annotation, cellular component: mRNA cleavage factor complex; cytoplasm. The transcript has 3 exons. Lineage: Eukaryota; Fungi; Ascomycota; Eurotiomycetes; Eurotiales; Aspergillaceae.